Fraxinus pennsylvanica is the source of this 597-nucleotide messenger RNA. NCBI's taxonomy places the organism in Eukaryota, Viridiplantae, Streptophyta, Magnoliopsida, Lamiales, Oleaceae. The record is from the annotation of a GenBank genome assembly.
AUGCUGCUGUUAUCUUCUAUUCUUCUUGUUGAGAGGUGGUGGUGGUUGUUGUUGUGGUUGUGGUCGUUUACCGGAAUGAGUUCAAGUGCAGCCUUUGAGUUGCCUCAUUUUGGUAAUGGAAAUAGUUGUUUUUCUGUAUGUUAUGGUGGAAACGAUAAGCCUCCUGACUACGAGGAUGAUUGUGUGGAGAAAUGUCCAAGGGGAGUUAUGAUGCUCUUGAAAUUCGUUUCUACUUUUAUUCACGUAUAUCCAAUGGACUUUUGUUUUCUUUUGCAGUACAACAAAGUCUUAGGAAAGGGUGCCAUCAAGACUGCCUACAAGGCAUUUGACCAACUUGAUGGAAUAAAAGUGGCAUGGAACCAAGUGAAAAUCAAUGAUGUGUUGCAUGCACCAGAAGAUCUGGAAAAGUUGUACUCUGAAGUUCAUAUUCUUAGACAAUUGAAACAUGACAAUAUCAUCAAGUCUUAUGAUUCAUGGAUUGAUGAUAAGAAGAAGACUUUUAACAUGAUUACUGAACUUUUUACAUCUGAGAGCCAAGGCAGGCAAACAUUUGAGUCAAAGAAGGUUUCGAAAGAUGUUAUUACUGAGCACAAAUAG